Alternaria metachromatica is the source of this 291-nucleotide messenger RNA. RefSeq lists its product as uncharacterized. The transcript has 2 exons. The record is from RefSeq and is a predicted model, not a curated record. NCBI's taxonomy places the organism in Eukaryota, Fungi, Ascomycota, Dothideomycetes, Pleosporales, Pleosporaceae. Bases 1 to 291 code for a protein of 96 amino acids.
AUGACGAUAGUCAACGAGAGCGAGUCUCAACUUCGACGUGAACGCGAUGCUGCUCUCAUUACCGUUGGGGAACAGAAAACGAAACUGAACGAUCUGUACGUCAAAAUCGGACGGCUGUGGGAGAAAAACGAUGCCCUCAAAGAGAACAUCACGGCAUUGAAGGAUCAAGAGGACAAGAAUGAAGAGCUUUGCGAGACAUGCAAGGCGAAAGAGACUGAGAUCGCUGAACUUCAAGAGCAACUUGGCCCUGCAGGUGAGUUAUCCGAAGAGGACAAAAACGUUGGUUCUUGA